CACGCUAGUCCGAGACGCGCGCGCAUCCGGAGCGCGCCGGUUCCGCUUCCGAAUUUCAAAAAUCGAACGUCGAUGUAAACAAACGACUGUUUGAUAUUGGAACGUUAUUUUGAAAAGUUAUUUUUAACUCUUAUUAUUUAAACAGAUUAGAAUGAGAGUUUUUUAUUGGGUGAUGUUCUUUUGUUAUUUGCUUUGUUUAAUAUUUACGUGUAUUUUGUGAAUUUUGGCAUAAUGAGGAUUGCAGAGUUUUUUUAGUGCUUGUUCGUACAUUUAUUGCUAAUGUGUAAAAUGUGUGUGUAUCGUUGUAGUGUGACAAUGUGGUGUGUUUUAUUUAUGUUAGUGUUUGUGCCUGUGCAAUCAAGUUUAAUUCAAGUUAGCGAAGUGGCACACAAUUAUACAAGCUAUCCCUGCACAGACCAAAACCACCUAGUUCUCGUACCAGGCGCCCUCACCGCCGGCAGCAGCAAUCGAGCCUGCGUAUCGCGGUUCCACUCUGAGGGUCCAGCUCAUGUGACCUUGACUUUGAAGGCUGAGGGUCAAGAGACUAAAGCUACAAGAGAUUUGCCUCCAGGCGAUGGAGGCUGCCUGGAUCUACCCGUUCCUCUGCUACCGAACACCAAAGCCGAAUUCAUUGUCAAUAUAAGAUACCCCGAGCUCUGCACUUGGGAGCGCCACCUCACCCUCCGAAUCACCAGUGGUAGAGUCAUCGUGCUACAUACCGAAAGGGCCCGGUACCGGCCCGGAGACAUCGUCCGCGCCCGGGCCUUGGUACUCAAGGCUGAUCUCGCACCAGUCCAUGGCAGUAUUGAGGAAAUGUGGCUCGAAGGUCCACCCGGUGCGUGGGAAGGUACGCGUGCAGCACAGUGGAAUCGAGUGCGAACCCGACUGGGCUUUGGGCAGAUUCAGCAUGAGCUUGAUGCUCAAGCACCACCUGGACGCUGGACGCUACGGGCCAAGCUAGAAGAUGGUUCACAGGGUGCCACAGAAUUCUUAGUGGGCAACUACGAGAUACCACCGUUUCAGCUCAGUGUUAAACAUGCAGCCAGGGUGCUGAGGACCAGUGAGCGACUUGUGUGGACUGUGUGUGUUAGGUACCCAUGGACAGAAGCAGUGGAAGGUAUGCUUGUGAUCCGCCUCCGUGGUGCUGGCGUCAACUUUUCUACGGACUCGACUCCAGGCGUCCGUACAGCAGUCCGUCUGCGUGCUCCAAAGGCCUGCCAUAGACAUGCAGUAGCUGCUAGGAGGAUAGGGCUGGAUGGAGAAAACCCACCCGAUGUUGUCGUAGCCGACUUCUCUUUUCAGGAAGAGGGUACGAGAAUCUGGCAGAACACGACGGUAGUCUCCCAGGUGGUUGACAAGGCGGUCACCCUGCAGUUUCUUACGAAGCACCGAGUGGUCCUAGCCCCUGGGCUACCAUACAAGUUGAAGAUAAAAGCAAAUCGAUGGGACGACAAGCCAGCAUCUAACCAGCAUGUCCGCGUGUGUCGAUCGCCAGCUGAACGCACCGAGGCGUCAUGUGAUGACGCCGUGACGGACGCUAGAGGCGUCGCUAGAGUAAUGUUCACGGUGGAAGAUGACGCCGAUGUCCUAUAUACAUUUCAAGCAACUCUCAAAAAUGACAGCAGCACAGCAGCACCCCCAAUAUACUUGCCAGUCCGAAGAACAGGGUCCAUACACGCCGCGCUCGGACCCCUGCGCAGCGACGCCAACUCGAGGAGCUUCGUGCCCCUUUACUUGAGCAUGGACGUUGAUACUGCACUGAGUGUGCAUUUUGUGGUAAUAACUCGCGGCGGCACCAUCUACCGCUGGGGCGUGACCACCCAGUGCCCAAUAUCUUCAUCAACCAAUCAAAUUCACGCUGCACCAAGAAACAGCAAUUGUCCUCAAGCCCACCAAUCCCAACUCAGCAGUGACCUACUGGACAGGAAAUUCUACCAAUCAGGCAACAGCAGUGGCUUCAUCCACCAAUCAGAAGGCAGUGAUCUUCUGGAUAGACAUUUGCUAAGAGUCAUGCUGCCGAUAAAAAUGACGCAUCAGAUGUGUCCAGACAGCCACUUGGUGGCGUACUUUUAUUAUAGAGGGGAGUUGGUCAGUGCUGUAAAGCAUAUUGAGAUGGAAGAGUGCUUUGUUAAUAAGGUCGAACUUACCUGGCUCUCCCGCCAAGUAGCACCAGGCUCCAGCGCCUCACUCUCCAUCACAACCAACGAGCUAGCCCUCUGCGGCCUCUCCGUAUUGGACUCGGCCUCACGCUGGCUGGCCCCCGUGCCGUCAGCCAAGGACUCCAUCAUGGAGCGGCUGAGGAAUAUCAUCGAUAGUCAUAGGAACUUGACUGAGUAUGAUGCUAGUGGAAAAUGCUUUCUGACAACAGACGAAGAAUUCCCAACAUCCAACUCCGUGGUCACGCACUUGGCAGCGGGCGGCGUGCGCGCCGCCGGGGGCGCGGGGCGCGAGUGCGCGCGGCCGCCGGGCGCGGCGCCGCUGCGCGCUCAGGUGCAGGCUAGAACGGACUUCUCAGAGGCCUGGCUAUGGCGCCUAGUGGCAGUUGGCGUGAACGGGACAGUAAUAACCAGUGCACGCGCUCCAGACUCUAUAACACGUUACGAGGCCACCGCGCUUUGCGUGUCAAGAAACGGCCUCGCUGUGUCCCCACCGGCCUCCUUACAGGUGUUCCGUGAAUUCUUUAUCCACGCUGAUGGACCGAAGCGACUGAAGCGAGGAGACUCGACGAUUAUUCAAUACCGCAUAUUUAACUACCUUUACGAGUCCCUGAAUAUCGAAAUUCAAGUACUAGCCGACCCACACUUAGAAGUACCGGACCGUACUGAGGUGGCGGCGAUGCCAGCUCGUGCAAGCGUGGCGCGGCGCGUGACGCUACGCGCUGCGUUGCCGGGAUCAGCACGCCUCGCUAUACGCGCGCGUGCACCUGCACAAGGAGUCAGUGACGAGAUAAUUAUUCAGAUCCAAGUGGAUCCAGAGGGUGUUCCAGCUCAGGACUAUCAUUCUGCUCUACUCUGUGGACCAGGUAGUGAAGUAUCCAGCUCGUCUGAGGUGUCCUGGUCCUGGCCCAAAGUUGACGCCAUACCCGGCUCUGAAUCCGUCACCGUUUGGACCAUUGGAGACAUCGCUGGGCCAUUACUCGCUGAUGCAGAUUCCUUGGUGCUACUACCGCGAGGUUGCGGAGAACAGAACAUGGCUCGACUUGCCACCAACCUUCUGGCCCUUGAACAGUUGGAUCCUAAGAGCCCAGCAGCUUCAUCCGCUAAGGAACACGUAGCCAGAGGCUUCACUCGUCAACUUCAAUACACGCAUCCUUCGGGUGGAUUUAGCGCAUUCGGCGCCUCUGAUGAUCCAUCCACCUGGCUCACUGCCUUCACUCUUAGAUAUCUACAGAAAGCGCAUGAGGUGAUCUCACCGGGCAUGCCACCGCCGCCGGCGCUGCGGCGCGCAGAGCGCUGGCUGAUGUCGCAACAAAUGGAGAACGGUUGCUUCCGGAAUGACGGACAGGUCUUCCACAGGGAGCUCAAGGGUGGACUCAACGAAGAUGGCGAAAUCGCCAACGUAGCGCUAACCGCCUAUGUAAUCACCUCCCUAGUGGAAGGAGUAUCAGAUCUCCCCUACAAAGUCCUCAAGAACACCCUCCACUGCCUCCGAGCUUUACCCCCUUUGAAGACUAAAUCACCGAAUAGGGUCUACGCUCACGCUGUUCUAGCUUACGCGUUUAUGAGACUGAGAAGGUAUGAAGAGGAGUUGAGAAGAAGCAAUGAGGCGAGUCCAGGGGUCGAGGGGUUGGAGGACGAUGAGGAUAUCAGGGAGUUAGUGGAACUUAUGAGAAUGGCGAGGAGGAAGGAAGAGUUUGUUUGGUGGGAGACGAGCAGUCUGGCAACAUCAGUAGAAGCGACGGGCUACGCGCUGCUCGCGCUCGCCUCGUGUCGGGGGCCGCUGCGCGCGAGCUGCGGGCACGACGCGCGCGCCGCCGCGCGCUGGCUGUCCGCGCGCCGCAACGCGCAGGGCGGGUUCGCUUCUACACAGGACACUCUAGUGGCUCUAGAAGCACUAACCGCCUGGACAGCCUCACAACCUCCUGCGCCGACGCACCUCACGGUAACAGUCAAGAGUGGGAGCGCGACAUCCAGCGUCCUGCUCACACCUGACGCUAAGGUACCGGAGCUCAUGAAGAUGCCGGCGGGGAAGUUAGAAGUGAAUGUGGAAGGGUCCGGAUGCGCGCUAAUCCAAGCCACGCGCGUAUACCACAUUCUGACACCGGCAUCCAGUGACAGCCUGCUCUCUGUACAGGUCUCGGUGCGCACUGACGGCGCCUUCAACUGCGACAACGGCACCAACUGCUUCUGUGCUGCGGUUGUUGAGGCGUGUGUGGUAUGGACGGGCGAGUUCCCAGAGAUGGCGCUACUGGACAUCACGCUGCCCGGCGGUUACGGCGCAGACGCUGCGCUGCUCUACGCUCAGCUGCAGAAGACUGAUACGCUUCUCCGUCGCAUCGAGUUGUCCCCGAGCGCUGGUCGCGCCACUCUGUACCUCGCAGCGCGUGGCGGGCGCCUGCAUGGAGCCCACAGAUGCUUUACCGUCCAUGCCGUGGGACCUGCUGCGGCUACCAAAGCGGCUUACGUCAGAGUUCAGGAUUAUUAUUUACCAGCACAUAAUGAUACCCAGAUGUACACGAUACCUGAAGAUUGUCCAUCAAGGAUCUCACAAAGGAGCAACGAUUAUCUACGUUCAGACAACUUGUUCUUCAAAUCACUGUCAGAGGACGGCGAGAUCCUGGUAAAUGACGAAUUCACUUUCGAGGAUGUGUCUGAUGGAAUUCCUCUUGAAGAUCCUAUUUACGAUAAUCUGACAAAGAAGGAAGAGAUAGAAAAUAUAAAUAUAGAUGAAAAUAAAGCCAGUCACAUAGAAGAAAAUAACCUGACAAAGAAAGAUGAGACAGAAAAUAUAAAUAUAAAUGAAAAUAAAGCUAACAUAGAAGAAACUAAUCUGACAAAUAAAUAUGAGUCAGGAAAUAUAAAUAUAGAUGAAAAUAAAGCCAGUAACAUAGAAGAAAAUAAUCUGAUAAAGAAAUAUGAAACAAAAAAUAUAAAUUUAGAUGAAAAUAAUGCCAGUAACAUAGAAGAAAAUAAUCUGACAAAGAAAGAUGAGAGAGGAAAUAUAAAUACAAAUCAAAAAGCGAGUUACUUAGAAGCAAAUAAUGAAAGGAAACCUAAAUUGGAAUCUGAAAAUGAAAUCAUUAGAAUUGAUGAUAAAAUUUACAGGAAUUUCGAUAAUAUAGAUGAUAGCACCGUUAAUCCGGGGAUAAAAGACAAUAGCACCAACGUUGAUAAACCAAUUAGCGAAGAAACAGAACUUCUAGAAAAGAAAGAAGUAAAAACAGAGCAUAGAAUAGAAAUAAGAGAUGAUAGUAAGCAAGAAGCUGAGGUAGAUAAUCCAAAGCUAUCUAGUUUCCAUGUGGUAAAUUCGGAUAAAGAUCUAGAUGUUCCCGAAGGGAUUGAAGGGCCGGUUCCUGUGGCUGUAUUGCCACCUCCAAAUUUCGUGUCAGUACCUCCUAUUACAGCACCUAACGCAGCCUUCCCAUCUGUCCAAGCCAACCCAAAGGCGUUCUACAGCUACCCGCCCUACAGUUACUACAUCUAUUCUGAACCUAGGCAUAGAUAUGUGUAUAAGCGCUAGACUGAUAGUUUUAAAUUGUGAGUCCUUAUCCUACUAUUCUUCAGUAAAAUCGUGACUUUUCUCUCUUUAUCAGGAGAGAAUUAUUUUAUUUUUUUUAAUUUAUGGCUAUCGCCACGAAGGCAUUUGCCAGAAAAGAGAAAAAUUACAUGGGAGUGAAAUAAGAGACAUGCAGUCCGCUGAACUAACUACUUUUGAUAUUAGCGCCAUCUGACGAUGACAUCGUGUACUUAAACAACUAGUUCACGACUCUGUGAACUGUAUAUACAUGUUUAUUUCAUCUGAAGCUACUUAGAUGUCUCUAAACACAAACUUGUGUUAAAGGCCUACUCGGUUUCCAGGAAAAUAUGUUACAAAAGGAUAACACCUAAUUAUUAUUAUUUAAAAUAUUAUUAAUUAAGGAAAACAUGUACUUUACUAGUAAAUGCUUAGUUUAAGAAUAUUUAUUAUGUAAUCUCAGUGGUAUUGUGGAGCCUGUAGACGUAAGCAACAUUGUCAAUCCGCCGCCCUUGUAUGAAGGCUGUGAUUAAACGAUUUUAUGCCGA
Messenger RNA from Cydia pomonella (codling moth), 6221 nucleotides. RefSeq names its product alpha-2-macroglobulin-P-like. Gene Ontology annotation, cellular component: extracellular region. The transcript has 31 exons. Lineage: Eukaryota; Metazoa; Arthropoda; Insecta; Lepidoptera; Tortricidae. Gene Ontology annotation, molecular function: endopeptidase inhibitor activity. Bases 280 to 5679 code for a protein of 1799 amino acids. The record is from RefSeq and is a predicted model, not a curated record.